This is a messenger RNA of Triticum urartu, 1843 nucleotides long. Its product is annotated as Zinc finger C-x8-C-x5-C-x3-H type family protein. The record is from RefSeq and is a predicted model, not a curated record. NCBI's taxonomy places the organism in Eukaryota, Viridiplantae, Streptophyta, Magnoliopsida, Poales, Poaceae. Gene Ontology annotation, molecular function: metal ion binding.
UUGGUUGGCUCUGCGCCGCUCUUGCGCCGACCGGACUCCGCGCCCGCCGCGGCUUCUCCCCGAAUCCCACCGACUGACAGCCAAGGACUGCCCCGCCGCCUCGCGCCGCGUCGCGUCCACGCUACGCUGAUCCGUUGGCAGAGUGAAGUAGGCCGUUUCUGGCGGCGGGGAAGGGGGUCCUUCGGAGCAACAGCGAGCCCCCCACCCUAAACCCUAGGCACGACUCGCGCCGGCCAAGCGCCGUCCCCGGGUCGCCCCCCUUCGGCGGCGAUGAACCGGCGGCCGGAGCUCUGCAGGAACUACCAGCGCGGCAGCUGCAAGUACGGGGCGCAGUGCAGGUUCGUGCACGCCAACUCCAACCAACAGCAGCAGCAGCAGCAGCCGCAGGCGAAGCCCAACCCCUUCGGGUUCGGCGCCGGGGGCAGGCAGCAGCCGCCGCCGCAGCCGUUCGGUGCGCAGUCCCAGCAGUUUCAGCAGCAGCAGCAGAAGCCCAAUCCGUUCGGGUUCGGAGUGCAAGGCGGCGCCGCCCAGCAGCGGAACGAUCCUGGCCCGGCAAAGCCUUUUCAAAAUAAGUGGGUGAGGGAUCCCUCAGCGGCGCCGACGAAGCAAGCGGAGGCGCAGCCAGCACCGCAGGCGGCCCACACAUCCUGUGCAGACCCUGAGUCCUGCAGGCAACAGAUAUCUGAUGACUUCAAGAAUGAGGCUCCCCUGUGGAAGCUUACUUGUUAUGCUCAUCUCAGAAGUGGUCCUUGUGACAUUACGGGGGAUAUUAGCUAUGAGGAGCUGAGAGCUAAAGCAUACGAAGAGGGCAAACAAGGGAAGCCUAUGCAGUCAAUAGUUGAAGGAGAAAGAAAUCUACAAAAUGCAAAGUUGACAGAGUUCACUAAUUUGCUGAACAAGGCACGUGCAACACCAAGCUUUCCUACUGCAGGCUCCUUCCCAGAAGUGAAAAAUAACUCAACCUUUGGGAGUUCUCAAACUAAUGGACCACCUGUGUUUAGUAGUUUCAAUCAACUUGGAGCAGCAACAAAUUUUGGAUCUGGGCCAAGAACUGCCGCACCAGGAGUUCCAAUGAAUACCAUUUUCGGUCAGCCUACACAGUCUACUCCAUCGUUUGGUGCCCCUGCUUUUGGCAGUACUGGAAUGAGAUUUGGAGUUCCAGUUGGGAGCCAGACAUCAAAGCAAUCAUUUGGGAGUUACCAAGGCUCGAGCAUGUCCAGCAACAGCAAUUUUCAGAACUCUACUUCGUCUGGCCAUCACAGAGACAUUGAUAAGCAGUCAGUGGAGUUACUUAAUGGGAUGACACCUCGUACAAGUGCCAUGGACCAGGCACCUGUUGAAGCCAGUAAAAACGAAAAGCAGGAUGAUAGCAUUUGGCUGAAGGAAAAAUGGGAAAUUGGACAGAUACCGCUGGAUGAACCGCCAGCGAGGCAUGUUAGCCAUGUAUUUUAAGAAGUAGAGGAAUUUUGCAUUGUGGAGGCAUGAUCCAGUCAGUGCCCUUUAAGUGGUCUCUUUCUAUGUAGUUGAGGUGGCAUCAAAGUCGUCUCCUCAUGAGCUUGGUGAUGAUACGGCGAAGCAAGCUGGAGAGUGUACAACAAUGUAGAUGAAGGCAGGUCGAUUCGAUGCGGUGCUGGCACCACUUACUUUUGCUUUGCCCCCGUCUACAGAAGGAAACCAGAGGUAGAAACUAUAGAAAGCAAACAGUUGAGCAGUCUCAGCUGCAUGCAGUACAUCAUGUGUUUUUUACAUGCCUUAUUCAUGAAGUGAUAUGCGGAGGAACCAAAGUAAUCCGGAACUGAUUCUAGCCGAACAAAAAAGAAAAAGAGUGAGAAGUAAACCAACA